AUGCGCUACGUUUCUAAACGAGGCAGGCUUGGCACCGGGAACGUCAACCGGGUGUUCAUCUUCGAUCCGGCCAUGCUUUCUCAUCUGGAGUUAGCGUCUGCCAACUAUGGAAACCUGACAACUCUGAAGAAGGGUCUGCUCUUCACCGGGCACAUCAUGACGGGCCAACCAACCUCGAAAGCAAACUUGGUCGUUCUCUCCGAUAAGCGUGCCUUGUCGAUAAGCGUGCCUUGUAAGGACAUCAAAAGCGAGCGAAUCGUCAUCAAGCCGAUUGAACAGGAAACCCAAACCCGGGGCGGCAUCCUGCUCCCCGACACCGCCAAGGGAAAGCCCCAGGAGGGCGAGGUCAUUGCCGUUGGCUCUGGCCGCGUCGCUGACGACGGCUCCCGCAUUGCCAUGGAACUUACCAUCGGCGACAAAGUCAUCUACUCCAAAUACGCCGGCACCGAAUAUGAAGACGACGAUGAUGAGUACCUGAUCAUGCGUGAAUCCGACGUCCUGGCCAAACUGGACUAG
Geodia barretti is the source of this 516-nucleotide messenger RNA. NCBI's taxonomy places the organism in Eukaryota, Metazoa, Porifera, Demospongiae, Tetractinellida, Geodiidae. The record is from the annotation of a GenBank genome assembly.